AGAGUCUCUUGUGGUGCAAUCAGAGUCCCGCCUCAGCAGUAGUCCCACAGCAGUCGCCUGGUAAAGACUGAUCUCUCUGAAUUAAAAAAUAAAAACUUCUGCUGGCAGUGAUCAGUUUUUUAAAGAGUGAUCUUUUUUAAAGUUUAUUUUUAAAAAAUAAGAGUGUUCCAAUCCAACAAUGUCCUCAAGUACCUUCCUUUUUGAACAACUCUUAUAAGUUUUUUUUUUUUAAUUUAAAUUUUAUUUCCGUUUUUUAUUUUUGAGUGUUAAGUGUUCUUGAAAUAUUACUUCGUGAAUUAAUUGUUAAAGAAAUAAAACUUUUAAAACAAAUUUCAAAUCGAAAGAAAACAGUGAAAGCAAUAAAAAUAUGGCUAACUCUGUGGAGAAACCAUUUAUCGCCAUGAAGGAGGAUGAUCUUAAAGAGAUCGUCUCCGAAGAACUGGAUCGAAUCGGUACCGGUGGCAAAUGGGUUUGGACACUUUUCUUCCUGUGCGUCACUCCAAAUAUACUCAAUGGCUUUCACGUAUCGUCUUACGUAUUAAUUGGCCAUAUACCUGAGAAAAUGUGGUGCGGUGUAAAUGAACUCAAAGACACCAAUUGGACACCCGAUCAAAUUAAAUCAAUCACAGAAGCUGAUUUAGAUACCAAUGGUUGUACAAUACGCGAUUGGAAUUAUGCACAUUUAGCUCAAAUGCCUUAUCAUAUGGCAUUGAAUUAUACUAGCAGAAUAAGUAAACCAAGCGAAAUCUCGUGUAAGAUUAAGGGACAGUAUGAGUUUUCGGAACCGGAAAAAACAUUCGUUCCUGAUUGGCAACUUGUUUGUGAUAAAUCAUUGCAACGAACAUCAGCUCAAGUAGCAAUGUCAAUUGGAAAGUUUUUGGGUUCGUUUACACUUGGAAUAUUUGCUGAUGCAUAUGGACGCAAGGCAAGUUUUAUGUUUGGAUCAGCAGUUUUUGUGAUAUCAAGUACUAUCAUAGCAUUUACACCAUUGUACUCACUUUUCUUGGCUGGACGUUUUGGUCUGGGAUUAGCAUCUUCAGGGCUUUUUUAUCCAGCUUUCUCUUUACUGUCAGAGAACAUCAGCGUUAAUCACCGAUCUUGGAUGAGUAUUGCUUUCUCAGCAUCUUAUCCAAUUGGUAUGAUUAUUCUAGCUGUCACAGCUUAUCUAGUUCAACCAUGGAGAGAACUACAAAUGACACUUACUAUUCCAAGCUUUUUAUUAAUUUUAAAUUGCUAUCUAAUGUUCGAGUCUCCACGUUGGCUAAUGACCCAAAAUCGUUCUGCUGAGGCUUACAAAAUAGUGUUCAACAAAGAUUGUGACUAUCAAAUUGAAAAUGGUCCUGAAAUGGUUACUGCCAAAAGAAAGGAUGACCCAGCCCCAAGAUCUCUCUGGCUUAAGCUUAAAGAAGGCCCAUUGAAGCAAUUUAUUGCCUUAUAUGGAAAUUCCACAAUUAGACGUCUAGCAUUUACUUGUUACUUUAUGUUCUGUGUUACAUCUUUAUCAUACUAUGUUACUGCUUUAAAUGCACACAAUUUAUCGGUUAACCGAUAUCUCUAUGUUGGCAUUACUGGUAUGGUAGACAUUCCCUGCUUCGCUAUACCAAUGAUUUUGUUGAAAAUCACAGGUCGACGUAAUACCACAAUGCUGUUGUAUUUCGGAGCUGGUUCAGCUCUUUUAGCUGUUCUUGCUGUUCCCAGUGAUAAUCCAAAUUUGAUUGUCUUAUUUGCAAUGAUGGGACGAUUUGGCAUCACUGCUGUUUAUUCAAUUGUCACUCUAUACACCGCGGAACUAUUCCCAACGUCCAUUCGUAACUCCGCGCUAGGAACUUGCUCAACAAUGGCUCAUGUUGGUUCUAUUUCAGCUCCUUAUGUAGUUGAUGUUUUGGGUAUUCUUGGUUGGUACAUUCCUACAACAAUUUGCGGUUGCUGUGUAUUGCUGGCAAGUCUUUUGACAUUCACUUUACCCGAAACGAGCAGCGGUAAUUUGGAUCACAUAGAAGAUAAAUCCGAUAAAGAUUCAAUUAAGGAUUCUGAAGAAAACUAAUUAUUAUAUUAAUUAUUAGUACUAAAUAUCUCAUUACUCAUAUUAUGCAUGUUUCUGUUCAUUUGAUAUAAAACUUAAAUUAAGUUAUUAAGAAAACAAAAAGCGAUAAACUAAAUAUUUUAAAAAAUAUAUUAUGUAUUGUAUUAUGUACGUUAUAUUUAAAUACAUUUUUUUUGUAUGCAAUGUUUAA
Eupeodes corollae is the source of this 2234-nucleotide messenger RNA. RefSeq names its product organic cation transporter protein. Gene Ontology annotation, molecular function: transmembrane transporter activity. Lineage: Eukaryota; Metazoa; Arthropoda; Insecta; Diptera; Syrphidae. Gene Ontology annotation, cellular component: membrane. Gene Ontology annotation, biological process: transmembrane transport. The transcript is spliced from 10 exons. The coding region runs from base 368 to 2044 and encodes 558 amino acids. The record is from RefSeq and is a predicted model, not a curated record.